Messenger RNA from Mustela erminea (ermine), 3423 nucleotides. It is a transcript of the gene GPRC5A, whose product is annotated as G protein-coupled receptor class C group 5 member A. Gene Ontology annotation, biological process: G protein-coupled receptor signaling pathway. NCBI's taxonomy places the organism in Eukaryota, Metazoa, Chordata, Mammalia, Carnivora, Mustelidae. The transcript is spliced from 4 exons. The record is from RefSeq and is a predicted model, not a curated record. Bases 950 to 2023 code for a protein of 357 amino acids. Gene Ontology annotation, molecular function: G protein-coupled receptor activity; protein kinase activator activity. Gene Ontology annotation, cellular component: extracellular exosome; intracellular membrane-bounded organelle; plasma membrane.
AGGCUUUCAGAGAGGCAGUUAGGAAAGCCCAGAGAUAAUGAUGUCUGCGCCCUGGGACAGCGCUAAUGGUGCUCAUCUGACAGUUCCGACCAGUGGAGUUGCGGAGCAGACUCUGGACCGCCGAGGAAUUUCCUUGGUUUCCACCUGGCUUCGCCUAGGAAGCCAGAGUGUGGUCACCUGUUUCCCGCGCCAGGCUUCCCAUCCUGCACAGGUGGGUGAGAGUGAUAGAAAGGCUAAGCCAGGGGAAGAGGUGAGAAAAUCCGGCUGCUCCCGCAGCGGGGGUGGAAGGCCCACCUGGAGGUCAGCUCUCCUUCCUGCAGACGCGCACAGGCACUCGCACGCGCGAGCUGGGGAACCCGGGAUUAACACAGGCGCUACCACCCCGACCAGCCCUUGCCCUUGGCGGAGGGGAGUGCCCGGCGGGGGUUGUGCCCGGGGCGGGGGGGGGUGUCUCUCCCCGCAGCCCCCGCCCCGGACGUGACAGCUGGCGGCCCGAUAAGGAGCGGUCCCCUUGUGUCGCCUUUCCUCCGGUCCUUGGGACCGGCCGGUGCGCGCGUCCCGCGGCCGUCGGAUACCCUGGGUGGGGCCGGGGUGGUUCCCCCUGCUCUCCCCCACCCCCCAUUUCUAGGGUGACUGUGCCGCUGACGUCAGGCGGCUCUUGGUUCAUUCCUUGGCACGGGGAGUUUAUUUUCAUGACAGCAAGCAGUGCCGCGGAACUGGAAUAGGCGUGUCCUCUCCCCCUGACCCUCUCCCGCCCCUUGUCCCUCUGCUCACCCCCUUGCUUGCUCCCUCCCUCCGGCGACUGCUGCCUUUAUAACCGCUCGGCGCCGCGAGGGCGGGAUAGCGCCUGCCGGCUUCCCCAGCACCCCGGGGCUCCAGGGCCGCCUCCGACGCGCGGGAAGCGAGCAGCUCAAGUUCACGCGCCAAAGCGAGGGCUUAAGGGACCAGAAUGGCCACCACAUCCCCUCAUGGUUGCCGCUCCAGCCUGGCCGCCAGGUACCACAGACUUUGUGAUAUGACUGAAAUCUGGGGCAUUGUCCUAGAAGCAGUGGCCGCAGUUGGGGCCGUGACCUCGGUGGCCUUCAUGUUCGCUCUCCUGAUUCUCGUCUGCAAGGUGCAAGACUCCAACAGGCGAAAAGUGCUCCCGACCCAGUUCCUCUUCCUCCUGGGCGUUCUGGGGAUCUUCGGCCUCACCUUCGCCUUCAUUAUCCAGCUCGACGGCAGCACCGGGCCCACCCGUUUCUUCCUCUUCGGGGUCCUCUUCUCCCUCUGCUUCUCCUGCCUCCUGGCUCACGCUUUCAACCUGACAAAGCUGGUGCACGGGAGGAGGCCCCUGUCCUUGCUGGUGAUGCUGGCCCUGGCCGUGGGCCUCAGCCUCGUGCAGGACAUCAUUGCCGCGGAGUACCUCAUCCUCACCAUGAACAGGACCAACGUCGCCAUUUUCUCUGAGCUUUCAGCCUCUCGGCGCAAUGAAGACUUUGUCAUGUUGCUCAUCUAUGUCCUCUUCCUGAUGGCGCUGACCUGCCUCAUGUCCUGCUUCAUCUUCUGUGGGGCCUUCAGCGGUUGGAAGAGACACGGGGUCCACAUCUUCCUCACCAUGGUUCUCUCCAUCGCCAUCUGGGUGGCGUGGAUCACCCUGCUCCUGAUUUCCACCUUUGGCCCCAUAUGGGAUGAUACCAUCCUCAGCUCGGCCUUGGUGGCCAAUGGCUGGGUGUUCCUGUUGGCUUACGUUGCCCCCGAGUUUCGGCUGCUUACAAAGCAACGGAACCCCAUGGAUUACCCAGUUGAGGAUACGUUUUGUAAACCUCAACUCAUGAAGCAGAGCUAUGGUGUGGAGAACAGAGCCUACUCUCAAGAGGAAAUCACCCAAGGUCUUGAAGAGCUAGGGGAUACACUCUACGCUCCUUAUUCGACCCAUUUUCAGCUGCAGAAUCGGACCUCCCAAAAGGAUUUCUCCAUCCCACGGGCCCAGACUCGGACUAGCCCUUACAAUGACUAUGAAGGAAGGAAAGAUGGCAGUUAGCUGUUCUGAAGAGUGGGACAGACAGCAAGUCAGCCAACCAAUGGGGAGUUCCAAGGGCUAUGGGCUUAAUCCUGAGCCACCUGAGGAAACUGUACAAAACCUUGUGGGAAGAACUUGCCUUGCCUUGGCUUCUGGAGUUGCUGGGUGGCUAACAAGACUCCAAGGCCUAGCACUCUAGUAUUUUCCUUUGUCCCAGGCACUUCUUUUAAGUGGGAGGGAGCCUCCAGCAACUCAGGGUGUGCCCCUUACUGAGCCCAGUCAUUUCACCAGUGACUAAAGCCACGGUCAUCUGACGCUUCCUGGCUCAGUGAGCUUCAGGAGCCUGCUCUGGUCGCUCAAGGCUGGUUUUGGGAGGACUGCUCGGCCCAGAGCAGAACUGCAAAUCUGAGCAAGAAGAGCCAAGGCUCUUCUCUGUCCCUGCUGAAAUCUACACUGGAAGCCAUCUGACUGGCACGCUCCCAUCUUGCCUGGGUACGAGAGGCCACGGGUCACCCCAUAUGUACCCAUCUCUAUGGCACUACCACGGGGUCCUGUGGGUCCCCAGCACCAAUUCACUGGUCUUCAUUUCCAAAUUUGCUGUCCAUCCCUGGACAUUUGUCCCCUGUCUGCUUUCCCAGAAUUUUCUCUUCUGUAUCUUGUGGGCAGGGGACAAGCCCCAAUUUCUCCUUGGCGGGAGAAUUCAUGCUCUGUUCUUGCUCUAAAUUCCUGGCACCGAUUCUUCUGUCAUCCCCUUGCCUCUCAGCUUCUGUAAAUAGCUUCACACUGUGUUCACCACCUGUGUUCUGUAAGUGGGCAUUGUCUACCAAUGGGGAGUGUUCCUUGUAGAAUAAGUUAUUCCCUGCUCCUCACAUGGAGACGCAAUAAAGAUAUGGUGACAGGUCCUUGAUGGUGGCAGAGGGACAGUACGAGGGGUGUGCACUGGACCUGAAGGAGAGACGGCAGGCACUCAUCUUCACAUGGAGCUGAGGUCCUGGAGCUGAAGUUUAAAGUUCAAGUCCACUGGGUGUGCACUUGACCCUUCUUUAAACAUUUCUCCUUCUCCUCCUUUUGUCAAAGAUGUGUGUGUUUUCCCUAUUUGUUGAGGUGAGGGGCAAGGGUGACACGGGGAGCCAGGAAGGGUCACGGAUCCUGAGGUUUUGCUGCAGAAAGGCAGAGGAGUCACGAUCUUGGAAUGGGGCUUGGCAGGCCAAGUCAGACAGGGACGAGAUUUCAAAGGCAGCUUCAUGGUCCCCAGGUUUAAUUGUAGGAGGACAUAUAUUCAGAUCUCUAUUUGACAAAAUUGGUUCAUAAUAUCCUUUGGAAAAGACACAGUACCUGACAGUUUUUAUUUACUUUAUUCCAGAAACAGCUGCGUGGGGCAGGGCCACAGGGAACAGUUUUUGACGAAGGAAAAAAAAAAA